GUGCCCACGCGAAGACGCGGACCGACGCCGCGGCCGACCGACGUCGAUGCCGACUACCGACCCUUCCUUGAGGCUCGCACCCUCGUAAAUGCACCCUGCCCGGCGACUCGACUUCGCUGUCCACCUGGUAGCCAGGUGAGAGCGACAACGGAUCUCGGCGUCCUCCGCAUCCUGGUGGUCUGCAUGAAGGACUCGAGCUUCGGGGCCUCGAAAGGAUGAGGCGGAUCGACGACGGCCAUGCUUCACGACCACCUCCGUUUAGGGUGCUCGCGGCACCCGACGGAAAUUACCUGGCACCUCCCACGAUACCGCCGCCACCGCCGCGUGCACCCGAGCCCUACAAGAUCGCGCCGUCCUCCACGUCCUCCUCUAGGGCGCACAGGCGUUCCAGUUUUGUGAUCAUCGCGGACUCGAGGCCUGUCUCGCCGGAGACGAGGAGCCCGUCGCCGACGUUGGCCACCGGCAGAGUCUCGCCGUUUCGAGGACGAGGGUUCAAGGGACCCCCGCCGCGGUCGAAGUCGAGGCCUCAAUCCCCCGAAUACGCGGACGCACGCAGGAGGGGGCGAAACGAUCGUCGAGUUUCAGUAUCGCAGCAGAGCAGUCCAAGGAGGAGCCUGAUACCCCAGCCGACCCGUCAGCGUUCGACGUCUCUCACCAAGUCGAACGAGACCCUCUCCUCGCCUAGGAACGGCCGCCGCGCGGACUCGCGAACUCGUUCGAAUAUCACCGACUCCAGGAACCGCCUAAACGCCUCUGGGAACAGCACCAGCGCCACGAACCUAUCUGCCCGUCGACAGGCCACGAGGACACCCAGCAAACUUUCGCCGAUCCAGGGCACCCCGACCAAACCUGAGAAAACACCGCAGUUCGUUAGGAGGAAUCGCUCCAAGGAAGUCGCCAGGUCAUCGACGACGAAGCUGCAGAAGGCCUCCACGUCCCCGUCGAAGAACUGGAACUCGAGGAGACCUAACCAAGAGAAGUCGACGCUAGGCCGAACGUCCAGCAAGGAACGCGUUACGUCACCGUCUAAGAUUCCCUUGAAGGCGAACAGGAUUGGCACGAAUUCCUUGAACCCAGCUAGGUUCAUCACUAUUAAUAAUGAUAAAACCAAGAAGCCAGCCGACAAGGAGUCCAAGGAUGCUCGAAAAGGACAGACGGAGGAAUCUACUCAGCAAGCCAGUGGCAAGCAGUCGGAGUCAGGCUCGAAGGAGUCCCAAAGUAGCGACAAGAACUCUUCCAACACCAGUCUGAUAGAUCUUUUGAAGCAGUCCUCGGGAGCCACUGGCACGUCCAGCGUGGUGAACACCACCGCCACGACGGCUGUGCAGCCACUCCACAUAGACGCCAACGCUAUCCUUUCGGAGAAAGAUGCUUCCGAGAAAAGAAACCCCUCCGAGAGGACGAAGAACCAAUCGGAACCUAACAGCAAAUCUUCCAACGCAUCGAACGACUCGGCUGCCAAGGCGCAAAAUCAUCAACCCGUGGGCGACGAUCAGCGUUCGAAUCCUCAGGUCUCCAGGUCCAAUAAACCUGGGAAUUACACAAGGACGAAGGGUGGGACGGACAGUAGGACCGAUUCACCUCUCCCUGUCGAUCCUCCUGGGAGUCACUCGAAGACCAACAGCGUCAGUCAAUCCGUGAAAAACUUCAACAAGGUAAAUGGCGCAGCUAAUAACAGUGGUUCGGCCACGUUGCGUUCCAACAAGGCUCAGAACCUGACCACCGACCAGACCCUGAAGAAUUCCAAAUCCAGUGACCAAAAACCUGAAGAUCCGACUGCCCCACAACCUGCGUCAGCGACCAAUCCUGCGAGAAUCAACGAGGCAGAGGCGGUAGGCGAUUCGAUGAGGAACUCUUCUAGUAUCAGCAGUGCAACGAAGCAGGAGGAUGUGAAAAGUGUCUCAAAAUCGGGCGUCGAGACGGAAACAAAGGCUGCUAUGAAUCCUACCACGGGAAACGUUGCGACUAACGCGGUUGUCAAUCAAUCGACGAACGCGAAGACGAACAACGUGUCCGCCAUGGUUGGCGCGGUGAACGGGUCGAAGAACGUUAACGGCGAUCAGGUGAAACCGAGGACAGUUAAUCACGGAAGUGGCGCGUCCCACAAGUCCUCCGCGGAGAUGUCGGUCGAUUCCAUCGAGAGUGCGAGGUCCACUGACACGGGGGUGAGCGUGAACACCGUCAAAGGUGUGUCCUCGCCGAGGGAGAAGACUGGGAUGCACGUGGUAAAACGACCGCAGGAAAUAGAGACCCUCAGCGGGAACGUGAUACACCUGGAGCAGAACGGAGAGCCGGCGGUGCUGGCAGCAGCGAACGGCGUUGGUGAACGGCCACCCGAAAGACUUUUCACGCGUUGGAAGAGGUCCUUGAGUCGUUGUUGCGAGUGUUGCCCCAGCAUGAGGUGUCUCGCUUGUCGCACCAACCCCAAAGGACUAGCGUGGCCCGGGAGCAAUGCCAGGACCACCACCGUGGCGGACAGGAACGAGCCUGCUCAACAACCAACGGCCGCAAGGGACGACAUACCUGCUGGAUGCUGGCAGAAAUUCAAGAACAGAUGCAGGUGUACCCGAUUGAGGGAAAUGAAAUGUUGCUCAAGAAGAUCGAGAAUCGCGCCAGCCGAGGCCACCGUUUGUUGUCCUCCAGAGAGAAGAUUUGGCGCGAUUUGCCGUCGAUUGUUCGGCUGCUGCAAAUGCAAGCGAAACGCUGAAGCAGAACGCACAAGAAGCAUACGUGCCAAGCACAGUCUUACCAGCGUAGCGCCGCCCCCAUUAUCGGAGGAACCAAAGGCCAAGAUACCGGACGUCCUGGUGGAGCACAAUUCCCUAAUGCGCGGCGCUAUUCCGUGUCUACCAGUGCCUCUCGCUUGGUUCUGUCUAGUGUGGAACGUUUUACUGCCUGGUUCUGGCACCGUUUGGAGUGGUCUUUUCAAUUUGUGUACUGGCCAGCCGAGAUUCUCGGCGGUAGCUGGACUGAAGUCGAGAUUAGGCGCUUUUGUGGUAAACCUGGUGGUCGGGGUGGGUCAAUUAUUCACCGUUUUAUUCUGCCUGGUCGGGUGGGGCUGGAGCAUUUGGUGGGGCGUCACUUUGGUUCGUUUAGCCAGGAAAUACAAACGAUUCAAGGCCUCCGAGGCGGCCAGCAACGAUCCAGAGGCCAGGGGAGGCGAUCAAGGGCCUCUGCCUCCUGGGGUGCCCAGUCAAGCGCUCAGAGGGAUGGAACGAGCCCGAUGAUCGUACCGAUUUUAAUAUCCACGUCAGACUCCGCGCUGAAACGUUUUUAUAUUGCUCGAAUACGAUUCUUCACUACGUGCCUUCUCGAUAAUAGCUGCGAAUGCAAACCGUACGUUUCGCUUUUCUGGAGAAAUUUGCGCUGUACGCUGAAGACAUUUCGGAAAGGUGAAUGUCACCCCUGUCGGGACACUAGAAAUUUGGUCGAUUCGCGAAAUGCUUUCAAAUUGACGACAAAUGUCGAGGUCAGACAUGGGCAGAAUUUAAUUCGAAUAAUAUAGGUGGCUAGCAACUGUAGGAAUAUAUCAUCUUGUGUUAUUUUAGUACUUCGUUUAACUAUUUUCUUUAUCUUAAUUUUAUUUCGAGGAAAUUCUAUAGAUACGUUGGAUCUUCGUGGCUUUUCGUUUUCUAUCCUAGUAUAUAAAUAAUAACUCUAUUCUUGAUUUAUGUUGUAUACAACCAGACUUUAUUUUACGAUUUCGCUCAUAAACAAUAUCCAUUCAAAUUGAUUUUUGAAAGGAAAUUAAUACAUUACCAGAGACCAUAAAAAUGACUGGAAACAUAAAAUCGAAAUAAUCCUAAUAAAUUGUUUGGUAUCGAGACUGACUUGUUAGUCUUCAUUUAUCAUUAAAGAUAUACAGAUUAUAAUUUUUAUUCAUCAGACAACUAAUUAUUCUAAAUUUCAAUCCAGACUAUUUUGCCCAUUCCUGGCCAAGAUAUCGAUCAAUGGAUCGUUUGAAUUGAUAUAGCAAAACAAAAAGGAAUUCGACGAGAAAGCUCGAGAAAUGAUUUUUGAAAACUCUGGGGACGAUUUUUUGCGAAUGAUCGCGAGCCAGAGAGCUCGUGUAUCGUUCUUUCUUUCUUUCAAGGGAGUAAACGAUACUCUCGCUAUCGAGGAACGAAACGAAGUUCUUGGAAAUUAAUCGCUUUCAGUGAAAGCAUACCUACUCGUGGCGUUCUUUCAAAAUGUACUCGUUGCGUCGAUCGAAAUUGCCCCCUCGACCUUUUUUAAAACAUUCAUUUCCUCCUGGACGUUCGAACAAGACACUUUCGAACGUUUUCAGUGGAAAUUGAACGUCCAUCUUGGUUCCUCUCCCAAACGAAGGUUUUUCUACGUCGAUGGAAUGAAUACGUUUUGAAAAAACGCACUUUAUAUUUUUACAAGAGCAACACAUAUAUGUAUACAUACAUCUAUAUAUUCAAGUAUCCGAUUAUUAAAACUUAUAACUAAAAUCCUUGUAAAUAUGAAAAUAUAUUACUUGCAUCGGUUUUUAAUCUAUAUCUCUGCUUCUGGAAUUGUUCCCUUUACUUUUCCAUCCUGGAAUAGCAUAGAGUUUCCUUUAUGAAAAAUUAUUGCAGGCUUUCGUACAGCUCUGAUCAUUGCUUCAUCGAUAUUAUUCGGCGUGUGCUAAGUUCUGUAGGAAUUU
Messenger RNA from Hylaeus volcanicus, 4651 nucleotides. RefSeq names its product protein stum (gene stum). NCBI's taxonomy places the organism in Eukaryota, Metazoa, Arthropoda, Insecta, Hymenoptera, Colletidae. The record is from RefSeq and is a predicted model, not a curated record. Gene Ontology annotation, cellular component: sensory dendrite. Gene Ontology annotation, biological process: sensory perception of mechanical stimulus; proprioception; taxis. The transcript has 9 exons. Bases 216 to 3227 code for a protein of 1003 amino acids.